GGAAGCAGGUGGUGUGGGUUUAGGGUUUAGGAAAGCUCAUCUCUUCCUGCGUAAAUUGGGGAGAGUAGAAAAAGCAAAAGCUUGAUCUCCGGCGCCGAAUAAAUUUCAGUUCAUCUCUCUCGCUCUCUCUACCUCCGAUUUAAAUAAAUGGUUGCACCAUGAUUUUUUGCAGCCUUCUCUUUUAUAGAAACCUGAAACAUACCCGCAAAUUAGUCGACAUUUCUCGGAAUAAUCAUCGAUUUCUUUCUGCAAAUCAGAAUACUACUAAUUUCAAUGCUAAAGCUCCUUACUUUUCGAGAUAUUACUGUUCUGAAUGGACUGAAGAUGUAGAAUAUCUGGAUGAAUCAGGGAGUGUUAUUUACUCAGGGAAAGGAAUAAGGUCUGUUGAGCCAGGGGUUGAUGAUCAUGUAAUGGUGGGUGGGUUGAAGAAGCCUAUUUUGAAUGCUUCAGCAGUGGCAAAGCUUGUUGAGAUUGUGAAGAGGUGGAGGUGGGGCCCUGAUAUGGAGACUCAAUUGGAUAAGCUUCAGUUUAUACCAAAUAUGACUCACAUUAUGCAAGCGUUGAAAGUUAUGGAAGAUAGUGAUGCUUCGUUAAGUUUAUUUCGGUGGGCAAAGAGACAACCUUGGUAUAAGCCAAAUGAUGCUUGCUACAUUACCCUGUUCGAUAAAUUGAACCAAAGCAGAGAUUUUGAUGGAAUUCAAUCGGUUUUUGAUGAUAUGGUCCUUGAUUCUGGCGAAAAUGGGGCAUCUCUGUUUAAUGCGUAUAAUCGAGUUAUCCAAUACCUAGCCAAGGCAGAGAAAUUUGAGGUGGCAUUCUGCUGUUUUAAGAAAAUUCAAGAGUCUGGUUGCAUAGUUGAUACCCAGACCUAUAACUCCCUUAUCACCGUGUUCCUAAACAACGGGUUGCCAUAUAAGGCAUUUGAGAUAUAUGAGAGUAUGGAAAAAGCUGGGUGCUCUUUAGAUGCAUCGAGUUAUGAGUUAAUGAUCCCAAACCUCGCAAAGUCAGGACGCCUUGAUGCAGCAUUCAAACUCUUCCAGCAGAUGAAGGUGAAUAACUUUCGUCCAGGUUUUGGUAUCUUUGCCUCCCUCGUUGAUUCAAUGGGUAAAGCCGGGAGGUUGGACACAUCAAUGAAGGUAUAUACUGAAAUGCAGGGCUUCGGGCUCAGACCAUCUGCUACUAUGUUCGUAUCCUUGAUUGAGUCUUUUGUGAAGGCUGGAAAAUUAGAGACUGCUCUAAGGCUGUGGGAUGAAAUGAAGAAAGCAGGGUUUAGACCUAACUAUGGGCUAUACACCAUGAUUGUUGAGUCUCAUGCAAAAUCUGGAAAGCUUGAUAUUGCAAUGUCUGUCUUCUUGGAUAUGGAAAAGGCGGGAUUUUUGCCCACUCCUUCCACCUAUUCUUCUCUGCUGGAGAUGCAUGCUGCUUCCGGUCAUGUAGAUGCGGCUAUGAAGCUUUAUAACUCGAUGACUAAUGCAGGUCUGAGACCAGGAUUGAGUACUUAUACGGCCUUGCUAACUCUUCUUGCCAAAAAGAAGCUUUUGGAUGUUUCUGCAAAGAUUUUACUGGAAAUGAAGGCCAUGGGAUAUUCAGUUGAUGUGAAUGCUAGUGAUGUUUUAAUGGUUUACAUUAAAGACGGUUCUGUUGAUUUUGCUUUAAGGUGGCUACGAUUUAUGGGUUCAUCAGGAAUCAGGACGAAUAAUUUCAUAAUACGGCAGCUCUUUGAAUCGUGCAUGAAGAGCGGAUUGUACGACUCAGCCAAACCUCUCCUUGAAACAUACGUGAACUCUGCUGCCAAGGUUGACCUCAUUCUUUACACUUCAAUUCUUGCCCAUUUAGUAAGAUGCCAAGAUGAGAACGAUGAGAGGCAUUUAAUGUCGAUCUUGAGUGCUACGAAACAUAAGGCUCACACUUUCAUGUGUGGGCUCUUUACUGGGCCAGAGCAGAGGAAACAGCCAGUUUUAUCUUUUGUGAGGGAAUUCUUCCAAGGCAUUGAUUAUGAGCUAGAAGAAGGAGCUUCUAGGUACUUUGUUAAUGUUCUCCUUAACUAUCUUGUCCUCAUGGGACAAAUAAAUCGUGCUCGUUGUGUAUGGAAAGUUGCCUAUGAAAACAAGCUUUUCCCCAAGGCUAUAGUAUUUGAUCAACAUAUUGCAUGGUCCCUUGAUGUUAGAAACUUGUCGGUGGGAGCAGCUCUCGUGGCAGUGGUACAUACGCUUCAUAGGUUUAGGAAACGGAUG
Molecule: messenger RNA, 2231 nt
Organism: Nicotiana tabacum (common tobacco)
Lineage: Eukaryota; Viridiplantae; Streptophyta; Magnoliopsida; Solanales; Solanaceae
Product: pentatricopeptide repeat-containing protein At1g79490, mitochondrial-like
Molecular function (GO): protein binding
Source: RefSeq, a predicted model, not a curated record